AGACCCACAAGAACCACAACAGCUCUUUGUCUCUGCAGUUUUGUGCAGAAGGAAAGUGCAAACAAAUUUCUGGAAUCCCAACAAGAGAGUACCAAAAAAGAGAACUCGGCACCGCGACGCGGAACGUGUCAAUUCGGCGGAACGAGUAGUCGUCAAUCGAUUUCAAUCUUCAUCAUCUGAUCAUCUAUAUCCCUGAUAGAUCCAAGGCGGUUUUCGGAGAUUGUCGUUGUGUUUUAUUUUAGUUUUUAUAAUUAUAUAUUUUUUCUCUAAAUAAUUAUUGAUGUUGGAUUUUCGGGAAGGAAGGGUGAGGGGCUAAGGUUUUGGUGGGUUAGGAUUAGGGUUUUUGGGGGUGGAUUUGGAGAUGAAUGAAAAUUCUGAGCCUGAAGAAGGAGAAGCUUGCUAUUACAGGGAUGAUGACGAUGACACUAUUAACCCCGAUACCGCUCUCUCUUACCUUGAUGAGAAGAUCAAAAACGUUUUGGGCCAUUUUCAAAAAGAUUUUGAAGGUGGUGUUUCAGCAGAAAACUUGGGGGAAAAAUUUGGUGGGUAUGGCUCUUUUUUACCUACCUAUGAAUGCUUUCCAUCAAGUUUAUCACAUCCAAAGACACCACAGAGGAACUCCAGCACACCAAGGUCUACAAAGAAUUUAUCCAUGGAGGGUGCAUUCCAGAAUUUGAAAGCUCCUCCAAGUGCACCCCUAGCUGCGAGACAUGGGAAUGCUUCUUGCCCAAGUGGCAUUAUUGCAGCCAAACAUGAUUCUCUUUUGUCCUUUAAUCAUGUUGCUGAGAAGCCCGCCUUAAAGGAUGCGAGUUUUAAAAGAGCAGAUAUCCUGACUGACCGAAGGACACUAAAGGUCCGAAUUAAGGUGGGAUCUGAUACCAAAAUUCAAAUGAACUCUGCAAUCUAUAGUGGUCUUGGGCUUGAUGAUUCUCCAACUUCUUCAUGGGGUAACAGUCCUGACGAAAGUGGAGGAACAAUGACGGCUUCUCCAGGAAAUACAAAUGAAUCACCUACUAAAAUUCUACAGGUUAUGACUUCCUACCAUGUCCCUGGUGGUGUACUCAUAUCUCCUCUUAAUGAUAGUCUGCUAUGCUUAUUAAGAAACGAGAAGGGACGGUCUUGUAGAGAUAGUACAACUAUCCCCUUGCUUAAGGCAUGUCGAGAAAAUUCUUCUGGGUUAAUAGAUGAGUCCAUUUUGGGUAAUGGAAAAGAACUCAGUGAGAAGAAAACAGAAUUUUUAAUUGGAAAAAGCAAGAAGGUGCUGGAAUCAAAGCAUGGGAAUCGUGUGAAGGUUGGAAAUGAUAAGAAGUUGCUCACAAGAAAGAUGUCAGAAAGCAAGAUUACAGGAGGGGAGGAGUUGUUAGCCGAUGACUUGAAACACACAGCUCUAUCUAAUUCAGUGGAUGUUUCCGACUCUGUGGAGGCCACACCUAGGGUAUGUAAUCUUUCUGCGGAGGCUAAUCAGGAUGGAUCAAGAGGUGGAUUAUUUUCCUCUGACUCAUCAAAGAAGGAUUCUUUGGAGUCAAUGUCUGGUGGGAGCAGAUCUAGUGGCAGAAAGAAAAAAAGGGUUAGUCAGCACAGUUUGGUUGAAAAGGUUUGGGAACAGAGUGUAGUAAGUUCUGAUAAGAACACUUCACUUGACCUUGGGGAUUAUGGUGGCAGUAAAUGCUACCAAGAUACUGCCCAUUUAAAGUGUAAGGAAGAUUCAAAAACAAAGGUUGGCCAGGAAGCUACAUUUCAUGUUCAGAAUGAAAUAAAUAUUCCCUCCGAAUUGGAAAACACAUUGUUUGUGGGCAAGAAGAAGUCAAAAGGUAGCAAAAAUACUGGACCAAUUGCUGAUUCAAUGAAGGAAAGUUUGAGACUUGUUGCGGGUACAACACCUAAAGAUACUACCAGUUCUAGUCAGAGUUUUUCUUCAGGUAAAAGUAAGAUGCAUAAGUUGAAGUUGCAGAAGGAUAGGGCCCGAGGUAAUCAUACAGAUGCGUUGGACGCCAAUUUCAAAGAAAAACGUGAGAAAAUGGAUUCGUCAAUGAGUCUUGUUCACAAUAGGCCAAAAGGUUCUGGUUCAAUGGAUUUUGAGAGGGAGAAGAAUGGCUCUUUGGACAAGUCAAAAGAAAUAUUUAAUGAUAGAACAGUUGACAACCAGCUGUUGGGAGUGGAUGCUCCAGGUGUGGUUCACCUCACUGAUAAGACAGUUGCCUCGCAGAUGACAGCAUCGGCAGCAGCUGCUCCUGUAGUCAUAGAAGAAAACUGGGUUCAGUGUGAUCGUUGUCACAAGUGGCGACUUUUGCCUUUUGAUAGUAGACCUGAACAACUCCCUGAGAAGUGGUUGUGUAGCAUGCUUAACUGGCUGCCUGGAAUGAACCGGUGUGAUAUUAGUGAGGAUGACACGACAAAAGCUCUCAAUGCAUUGUACCAGAUUCCAAUUGCUGAGAAUCAAAACAACCCACAGAAUCAUGCAAGUGGAACCAUGUCAGCCCAUCUUCAACAUCUUGAUCAGAAAAACUCUAGUUUCAUUUCUCAUGUAUCAUCAAUUCAAGGCAAGAAGAAACAUGACCCGAAGGAAGUGCGCAAAGCAGGUAACAGUGGCCUGAGUCUGAUGUCAAACUCUAAAAAGAACCAGAAGCAGGAAUCUAUGAAAAUUAGGAGCUUAAAGAACAUGACCCAGGUUCCUGCUGAAUCAAAUCUUGCAAAGAAACCCAUCUGUCAGCAAAAUGAAAAGAAUCCAGUUGCAGGAGGGACCAAGCAAGCAAAGAUGAAAAACAAGAGAUACUCUGAUCUGUAUGUGAAUGAGGGUUCAAAGAAACCCAAAACAGAAGUUGUAUGCACCACUGAUAAACAUCAGAGCUGUAAUGUGGAUAACAGAAUGGUGGGCCUUAAUACAAGCACUGGCUUACCAACUCAAGUAAAUGGAAAAAGUCUGCAGAACUAUAACAAGUGCUCUGAUUCUGGGGAUGUAAAGCAUGAUUUGAAAGAAAGAUCAGUAGUUUCUGUUAAGAAAGUUGUGGGUCAAAUUGAGGCCUCAUCAUCAGAUGGUAUGCCAUUAGAUAUGAAAAGAAGUGAUAAAAUGGUUUUUGUGAAGAAAAGGAAAUGGGAGGACCGAGAGGACAGUCAAAACGGCCACAAGUUAUAUAUGAAGGAAGAAAGUAGUGAGAGUGGAUUUAGGAAUGAAAAGAAACCACGAGUUUCAAAGAUUGAGGAGAAACAUUCCCUUAGAAAUGAUGGUGAUGGCACAUCAAACAAGAAAAGCAUGGAUCAUUUGGUUGGCAGCACUGAAGAAGUCAGAAGCAUUAAUAGGAACCAGCAACUUAGAAAACACAAGAAAAAGUCCUCUUCUCACAAACUUUUGGAUGGCCUUGAUUAUUUGAGAAGGGAUUCUGACACUGGACAAAUUUUGAAGGAAGCAAUGUCUAGCUCUUCCAAAGGUUUCUGGUUCUCAUAAAACAAGAGUAAACUUCAAAGA
Hibiscus syriacus is the source of this 3463-nucleotide messenger RNA. RefSeq names its product cysteine-tryptophan domain-containing zinc finger protein 7-like. Lineage: Eukaryota; Viridiplantae; Streptophyta; Magnoliopsida; Malvales; Malvaceae. The coding region runs from base 362 to 3442 and encodes 1026 amino acids. The record is from RefSeq and is a predicted model, not a curated record. Gene Ontology annotation, molecular function: zinc ion binding. The transcript is spliced from 8 exons.